Mucor mucedo is the source of this 2361-nucleotide messenger RNA. Its product is annotated as mid region of cactin-domain-containing protein. The transcript has 4 exons. The coding region runs from base 236 to 2236 and encodes 666 amino acids. The record is from RefSeq and is a predicted model, not a curated record. Lineage: Eukaryota; Fungi; Mucoromycota; Mucoromycetes; Mucorales; Mucoraceae. Gene Ontology annotation, molecular function: protein binding. Gene Ontology annotation, biological process: mRNA cis splicing, via spliceosome. Gene Ontology annotation, cellular component: spliceosomal complex; cytoplasm.
UAAACAAGUCGGCAGUAAAGUUUCACUUCACUGUGAACACGAAAAUCUUUGUAGGGUUGAGUGAGUUGCGCUGUCGAGCUACUGUCUUUUUGCAUAUGAGUUUACGUUGGUUCUUUUUUUUUCUGUUAUUUAUAAAAAAUGUGACCGGUGUUCAAGAGCCGGAUGCUCUUUGGUUUUCUUUGGUUUUUGCUUUUUGCUUUUUACUCAUUUUUAGUAUUUAAAAUUGCCCUCUCCCAUGGCUCGUUCUCGCUCACCCGAAAGACGUAGUAGACACCGAUCUUCAGACAGAAGCCAUAGACAUCGCUCUCGUAGUGAAGACAGAAGUGAUAGAAAGAAAAGACAUCGUGAUCGCUCCGCCUCACCCGAAGAUAGAUCUAGCCGUCAUAAGCACAAGAAAGAAAAGAAGCAUAAGAAGGAAAAGAAAUACAAAAGUAGAUAUAGCGAAGGAGAAGACGAUGAAGCUGAAGAAAAGAAACGAGCAGCCUCUGCUGUCGAAGCCUUGGGUUAUUCCAACGUAAACAACCCUUUCAACGAUGUCAAUCUGGAAUCCAAGUUUGUCUGGGGUAAAAAGAAGCAAAGAGAUAAAAAGACACUUGGUUACUCCGAAUCAGACUUGAAUAGACGUGAACGCGACCGAAAGAAGGAAGCCGAUGAAGAAUUAGCAAAGUUAAAUAAAAGAAGAGCUGAGCGCGAGCGUGAAAUUGAAGAACGUGAGGAAGAACAGGCUCGUGUACAAAGAGAUGCUGAAUUAGCUCAAAUGGGUGAUUGGGAGGCAAAAGAAGAGGAAUUUCAUUUGGAACAAGCAAAAACAAGAGCUGCUAUUCGUAUCCGUGACGGUCGUGCAAAGCCAAUCGAUAUUUUAGCAAUGAAUUUACGUCUCGCAAAUGAGCCAGAUAAAGUGGAAGAGGAUGUUGAUUUGGAAAUAGAUUUAGACGAACCUUAUACCAUUUUUGACAAUUUGUCAUUGGCUGACACCGACGAGCUACACAAAGAUAUUCAAAUGCAUCUCGCGCUCGAAAAGAAUCCCAAGACACUCGAAUUUUGGCGUGCCAUGAUUGUUGUCGCUGAAGAUGCGCUUGCCAAAAUGAAGGAAAAUGAUGAACGUAUACAAGCUGGUAAAUUUGCCAUCACUGUCAAUCAAGACAUUCACCGUAUUUUAUCCGGAAAAACAGUGUCACAAUUAUCAGUGCUUCAGGAUCAAAUCAUGCGUAAAUUACACUCAAACGAGCCAGUGGAUGUGGAAUAUUGGGAGAAUCUUUUAAAAGAAUUGGUCGUCUACAAAGCAAAAGCUAAAUUAAAUGAUAUGCACCAAGAAAUUUUAGCCACAAGAUUACAACAAUUAAGAGAUAGACAACGCGAAGAAGCACUUAAAGUACAGGAAGAGCUUGAACGUGUAUUAUCUAUGCAGGAGACAGAGGUUCAUGGUCAAGGUGUUGGAGCUGGGGAAGGUAUGGAGUCCGAGCCUGUGGAUGAGGAAUUGACAGAAGCACAAGAUCAAUCAUUUAUCAAGGAUAAGAAUGUUGUAAAGAAGAAGGCAGGUGGUUUACUACUGGAAGAAUAUAGCCGUGCUAUGAGUCCUGAGCCUAUGACUAGUUUGAACAGAGAUGAUCGUGAACUGGAGAUUGUUGACCCUGUCGCAGAUUUAAAGGAAUUGAUGGAACAACGUCGUCGUGUGUUGAACAGUAUCAUUAUUCCCAAAAAAGCUCAACCAGAAGCCGAAGUUGUUGUUGAAAAGGUUCGUGUUAAGGAUGAAUCGAUUGCCUCUUCCGUCUUAUUCGAACAAGAAGCUGCCAAGGGUGUUGACGAAGAUGAAGAUUUAUUCAAUAUUGAAGCAGAACUUGCAACACAAACCUAUAACUGGCAAGAUAAAUACCGUCCACGUAAACCCAGAUAUUUCAACCGUGUUCAUACGGGUUAUGAAUGGAACAAAUAUAACCAGACCCAUUAUGAUCUCGAUAAUCCUCCACCAAAGGUCGUUCAAGGCUAUAAAUUUAACAUCUUUUAUCCAGAUCUCAUUGACAAAUCUGUUGCACCUACAUACUAUAUCGACAAAGAUCCUGAUUCCCCCGACACUGUUCUCAUUCGAUUCCACGCAGGUCCACCUUACGAAGAUAUUGCUUUCCGUAUUGUUAAUCGUGAGUGGGAAUACUCUCAUAAAAAGGGCUUCAAAUGUAGUUUUGACAGAGGUGUUCUGAGUCUCUGGUUCCACUUUAAGAGACAAUUUUACAGAAAGUAAUCACACAAUAAACAAAGCAAAAACUUUUUCUUUUUCAAAUCAUAUAUUGGAUACGCUUGACUGAGUACCACAUCAUGUAAUAUUAAACAGUGUAUUAAAAAGGGAGUGGCCUCCGCAAUAAUUUU